AUGGCUCCUCUGGGGUUCUGUAAGACGACUGACAACGAGCAUUGGGAAAGACUCGAGGUCCUGCAAAAUGCUCUGAGCAGAAGCAUUGCAUUGCACGGUAAUGGCCAAACACCUGUCACAAUGACAGAGCAAUCUCUGUACAGCUUACUCACCGCGGGACAAGACGACUUUUUGGAAAUCACCGUCUGCAAGGUUACACCAACAUUUCCAAUAGCUGCACAGAUCCCAACGUCACCUCAUGUCCCGCACAUGUCGCCUUCGCGGCCCAACAGCAUGUUCAUGGGAUCCAUGGCACCAGAAAUGUCAGGCAUACGCGGAGAUAAAGGAUCUAUGGCAAGAUUCAGUCUUUCGGACAUGCACGAGAACAAAAGCCAGGGUGAAAGGCCGAGGUCACGGAUCACCUUGGACACUAGAAUCUUUCUCCCCGUGCCAGACACCGUCUGCGGAAAUUGUCAGCGCCCGGGGCACACCGUCCGCGACUGCGUCGGCCCCGUCGACGAGCGAGGCGAGAUCGAUGGAUGUCCCAAGUGCAACACGGCACGUGCCCACAUGUACGACGACUGCCCGGCCCGCGAUACCAGCGAGGACUUUGACUUGAUUUACCGCUACCGCCAGAGGAAGCCGCCCAUGAAAAGCUUUCUGGUCUGGCAGAGCUUCCUGUCGGAACAGUAUCAGCCAGCCACCUGGCCCAGCUUCAUCCCCUGGUCUGCCCGGUUCGCUCUCGAGCAGCAGGACCAGGCUUUCCGCGCACACCGCAAGCCCGAGUGGGUGUACUAUGACUAUGAUCGCAUUGGAUGGCCCGACGCCGAGGCCCAUUACCGCGAGAUCGACCCGGACUCGGAGUUUAUGGUACUUUAA
Pestalotiopsis fici W106-1 is the source of this 858-nucleotide messenger RNA. RefSeq lists its product as uncharacterized. The transcript has a single exon. The record is from RefSeq and is a predicted model, not a curated record. Gene Ontology annotation, molecular function: nucleic acid binding; zinc ion binding. NCBI's taxonomy places the organism in Eukaryota, Fungi, Ascomycota, Sordariomycetes, Amphisphaeriales, Sporocadaceae. Bases 1 to 858 code for a protein of 285 amino acids.